GGCCAAUACAGAGCUGGACUUGCUCAACGUCUGAAAAUCAAGUCUGGAUCAGUACCAACUCUCCUCGGCUCAGCUACAAACCUCGAAAAACCCAGCUCAUCAAGUGCUUCCAUUCAGCAGCUUCUCUCAAGGGAUGUUGCCUGCCAGACAGAACACCUGGAAACGCAUACUUCAGACCCCCGACACCAUUUCAAUCAAGGUUGAAGAGGGUAUUGGUGGAGGCUUGCCCGCCGUAGAAGACUGUGAUGCCUUCAGAGACCGUAGCACUCAGCGCGGCGCCACCUCAGAGAGUCUGGGUGUGGUCGCCCCUGGCUCCUCCCACAUGUCCAGCCACAGUGAGGAACUGAAGAUUCUGAGCGUCUACGGAAAAGGGGAGGGCCCACUGGCAGAGGACGGCCAUGACACCCUCUUCACCGCGUCAGAAGUGGAGGCCCUGAACUCGCUGUCUGCGGACCACAGCGCGGCCAAGAGCCUGGAGCGCGCCGAGCGGUUGGUCUGCCGUGAGGAGCUGAGUGUGCAGCAGCAGACCCCAGACACCAUUUCAAUCAAGGUUGAAGAGGAUAUUGGUGGAGGCAUGCCCGCCGUAGAAGACAAUGACAUCAGAGACUGCAGCACGCAGCGCGGCGCCACCUCGGAGAGUCUGCGUGUGGACGCCCCUGGCUCCUCCCACAUGUCGGGUCACAGCGGGGAGCUGCGCAUCCUGAGCGUCUACGGACAAGGGGAGGGCCCUCUGGCGGUGGACGGCCAUGACACCCUCUUUGCCGCAUCAGAACUGGAGGCCUUGAGCUCGCUGUCUGCUGACCACAGCGUGGCCAAGAGCCUGAACUGCAGCGUACGGCUCGUCCGCCUUGAGGAGCUGACUGGGCAUCAGGGCGGCCGCAAGGGCCGGCCCGGUGUCUUGUGUGGAAAGGUUGUUCCCAACAAUGCCAAUAUGAUUGUCCACAUGAGGACUCACUCUGGGGAGAAGCCCUACAAGUGUGACCAAUGCACGAAGCGGUUCAGUCUGAAAGGCACCCUGAAUAGACACAUGAUGAAUCACUCUGGAAAAAUCACCAGGAAAUCUGCAGCUGCACAUAGACACUAUCUACUCUGUCCAGUUUGUUUGAGGACCCAAGAGUCUCUAUCCUGUCACCUGCGCAGAGUCUGCAUGAAGGAUAAGACACCACCACAGAUCCUAGAGGUGGUUGAAAAGGCCAAGAAAGAUGUGUGUGACCUCCUGAAGAAUGGACGGGCUUUUAGUUAUGCAGUCCUGAAGCAAAUCGUCUCAUCACCAAAUCCAUUCGAAGGAUUGAUUGAGGAGCUGAAAUACCAUCACUUGUUUGUGACGGGAGUCCCUCCUCCUCUGCCCAUUGGUAAUCCAAGGUUGGUCACCGAAACCCUUUCUGAAUGCCCUGGGAGGCACCCGGAGAAACAGAGCCAUCUGAUGUGGAAUCUUGCGGCAGCAAUGAGCUUUUUCAAUGUAGACAAGAGAAAACUGCUGGGCCUUCCGGAGAAGGGACCCGUCAAGAGGCUCUUGGAGAAGGGACCAGCCCUCAGUCAGUGGAGUCUUCCAGCCAUGGUGACCAUUGUGCUCUCCCUCAGCCUUCUUUGA
This is a messenger RNA of Gadus chalcogrammus (walleye pollock), 1591 nucleotides long. Its product is annotated as zinc finger protein 607-like. The coding region runs from base 134 to 1591 and encodes 485 amino acids. The record is from RefSeq and is a predicted model, not a curated record. The transcript is spliced from 7 exons. Gene Ontology annotation, molecular function: DNA-binding transcription factor activity; RNA polymerase II cis-regulatory region sequence-specific DNA binding. Gene Ontology annotation, biological process: regulation of transcription by RNA polymerase II. Lineage: Eukaryota; Metazoa; Chordata; Actinopteri; Gadiformes; Gadidae.